This is a messenger RNA of Sordaria macrospora k-hell, 1446 nucleotides long. RefSeq lists its product as uncharacterized. Lineage: Eukaryota; Fungi; Ascomycota; Sordariomycetes; Sordariales; Sordariaceae. Gene Ontology annotation, cellular component: condensed nuclear chromosome. Gene Ontology annotation, molecular function: single-stranded DNA binding; ATP binding; DNA strand exchange activity. The record is from RefSeq and is a predicted model, not a curated record. Gene Ontology annotation, biological process: DNA repair; DNA strand invasion; DNA recombinase assembly.
AUGACCGAUCUCCUCCGCGUCCUGCCGCACUUCCCCGUCGGCCAGUAUGCACAUCUGAUAUCCACCCUUGAGAAGGUCGGCCUCACCACCAGCGACCUCUUGACGCUCGAAGCAGCCGACCUUGGGAAACGUACCCAACUUCCCCUGCUCGAUAUCAAGCGCCUCUGUGCCGCCAUCCUCGCUGCUCUUCACGAUGACCUGGGCGUCUUUGCCACAUCCCGCCGUCAACAGGGCCAUCAGACAGUCGGUAGUAGUAGCACCGUUCCUGCUGCGCCAUUACCGACGCUGAAGAACACACCCGCCUCCCUCGCCUCCCAAUGGCAGACCAUCAGCACCCUAGAUCCGGACCUCGACCGCGCUCUUGGCGGCGGCGGCAUCCCCGCCGGCUACGUGACCGAGAUCACGGGCGAGUCCGGCGCCGGCAAGACGCAGUUCCUGCUUACCUUGCUGCUCGCAGUCCAGCUGCCGCCUCCUCACGGCCUCGGCAGACCGGCGCUUUACAUCAGCACAGAGGCGCCGCUUUCCACCAGAAGGCUGGCUCAAAUGCUUACCACCAACCCCUUCUUCAAGGGUCUUGACGAGACCGACGGCGCCAGCAGCGUGAGACCAUCGCUUGACAACAUCAUCAGCACCGUCACGCCCGACCUGGAAAGCCAAGAUCACAUCCUCACUUACCAAGUACCCGUGGAGAUUGAGCGGCGCAACAUUGGCUUGCUGGUGCUCGAUAGCGUGGCAGCCAACUACCGGGCCGAGUUUGAGCGUUCCUCUAAGAAAGACGCAACGACCUCAUCGUCGACACCAGGCCCCGGAGCGCGAUCCUCUAACAUGGGAGCCCGCACCGCCGAGCUCGUCCGUCUGGGUAUGCAACUUCGCGACCUCGCGCAAAAGUACAACCUAGCCGUGGUGGUGUCGAACCAAGUAGCCGAUCGGUUCGGGUCUAAGAUGCCGGAGCCUAUUACUUCUUCCAUUCCUCGCUCCUCCUCCUCCGGCAUCCCUCGCUCCAGUGCCGCUAUUCCCAUGGCCACCGCCACACCAGGGGCAUCAACCCCCUACCCUUAUCCGCACACUCCCUACCCAGAAGACGAUCCUCCUCAACAGCACCACCCCUCCCUCCACCUCGACAACCAACAACGCUUUUUCACCGGCUGGGGCGACGACCCCUACGCCUCUUUCCCCCUAAAAACUCCCUCGUUGGGUCUGGUCUGGUCCACCCAAAUCUCUGCGCGGAUAGCCUUGUUCAAAAGGCCGGCUUAUGGACGUUCGAAGUACCAAGCUGAUGACGAAGACGCUGGCGGGGGCGGCGCAGAAAAAGGCAUGCCGAUGCUGAAAAGCUGGAGACGGUGGAUGAAGGUUGUUUUUGCGGGGUGGACGCCGGAGAGCGGGACUGGAAUAGGGGAGGGAAGCGUGGAGUUUGAGGUUUGGAUUGGGGGGUUUGAGGGGUGUUGA